Durusdinium trenchii is the source of this 363-nucleotide messenger RNA. The record is from the annotation of a GenBank genome assembly. NCBI's taxonomy places the organism in Eukaryota, Dinophyceae, Suessiales, Symbiodiniaceae.
AUGGGGCGCAUCGACGUGGAUCGGAUGGACCUCAUCAAGUAUCCUGGUUGGCGGGACGUCCAGUGGAGCUAUGCCGAUUUGAAGCCAGGUGAUUGCUUGUAUAUCCCCUAUCAGUGGUAUCAUCAGGUCACCGCCUUCCCCGGGCGAUCCAUCAACGUGCACGUCUGGUACUGGCGACCGGCCCAGUUUGAUGCGUCCAGCUGCUCGAUGGUGAAGGGUCACGGUCAGCCACGGCCGGCAGCGCGUGUGAGCUACGCGGAUUGCACCUGGGGAUGGGAGCCAAAGAAGGGCCACCUGGGGAAAGUGAAGAAAGGCUGGCCCAAGGUGACGAAGUGUCGCCAGGCGAAACAACAGGAGCUUUGA